Guillardia theta CCMP2712 is the source of this 894-nucleotide messenger RNA. RefSeq lists its product as hypothetical. The record is from RefSeq and is a predicted model, not a curated record. The transcript is spliced from 4 exons. Lineage: Eukaryota; Cryptophyceae; Pyrenomonadales; Geminigeraceae. The coding region runs from base 1 to 894 and encodes 297 amino acids.
AUGGCGUCGCUGCGGUUGAAGUUGACGAUGAACAGAAGGAGGCAACAGCAGCUGAAGAUGCUGGAGGAGGAGGUGAGCAUGAGGCGAGGAAGAGAACAUGCUGAGAAGGGAAGGAGCGAGACUGAGUCGGAUGUGCUCAUAGGCUCUGGCAUCUACCCGGACAACAAGGACCUGAUGGACUACAGGACUGACAGGAAGAAACUGCGGCGAGAGGAGAAGAUGUUGAUGAAAGAAAUGUUGAACAAGUCCGAAAAUGUCGAAGUUGAGGCAGUCUUGGGCUACUUGUCGGACAAGCAGGAUGACCUCGAUUCUAAGUUGCUUCCGAAGAGAACUAGAGAAAUCACAGAGAUUGAAAAUGAUCCACAGGAGACAAGAGAGGAUACUCGACGGGGUGACGGAAGCACGAGGGAGGGGCACAAACAGACCAGGAUGAACGGCAAGUUCUCCUCGGACAUCGAGGUCCGCCAGCAUAGCGAGAGCCCGCGUUCAUCGUCGAGGAGGCAGCAGCCCGUCUUUUCUGACUUGAAGCCAAGCAUGAAACGAUCCCCGAAAUCUCCUAGACAACCUGACCUUGUGCCGAGCCAAGCGCCGGUGCGGCAUGCGUACACCCAGACGCCCUCCAUGCCCAAGACUCCGCAUGCUCGCGCGAGGGAGCAGAGGAUGAGACAAUGGAGUGAUAGCCCCGCCGCUCCCCGUCGCUGCUGGAGCUCCGGCCGAAGCGAGAUGCUCGCGCACUAUGCGCAUAGAGAGCGACAUCACUCGCCUCUUCCUAAGGAGCUUCAUGCCGCCUUCAUGCCGACGGCAUCGGAGAUCGAGCACUGGUCCGUCAAGGCUCUCUCCCCCGCAAGGCGAUUUUGGUUUCAAGCAGCUCUCGCGAAGGCGAGAUGCACAUGA